AUACUUAAUUUAACUUGAAAACUGCUAAGGCAACAUCGCCAUUCAAAGUGUCUUUAACUCGUAGUUGCUGUUUUUGCAAUUAAAAAAUAAAAGGCACAAGUUUUCGACUUGAUUUCUCUCCGUUGCGCUUGGAGCUCAUUCUGCGUUAGCCCGUAAGACAAAGUUCUCAUGGAUCGCAGUUUGGACUCCAUUGGCAGCUGUUCACUUGAUGUAGACGCGGACUCGUCUGACAUAUCAGAUACCAGUGGUAGCCUAAAUUUUCCUACGCCGAUCUCUGUAAGGGACAUCACCCGCGACUUUACUAACAAUCUAAAGGAGCGCUGCACUCUGCGGUCGCCACAGCAACCGCAACAUACAUAUUCAGCUCUUCGGGAUCCUAGGGCAGGCGUGGUGCGUAUGGUGCUGUCUCCAGCAACGGUAGAAUCCGGCCGUGGUUCAAAUGCCGCAAGCGUUGAUGUGGCCCCUGUGUGUGCCAACAACUCGCUUGAAGCCGUUACCGUGUCUGAUGAGAAAAAACCCAGUUAUCUCAACCUGGCGUGUUCUGUUAAUGGUUACUCAAACCUUACCACCUACGACUCGAAGAUCCGUCAGGAUAUUAACAAAUCGCGAGAGGUUUCACCGAUCCGCCCAUCUACCAGUAGUUUACAAUAUUGCAAACGGAAUACCUCUCUAGCGGCCCCAAUUUUGCACAGCAUGCCGCUCAUAAAACUACCGUCUCCGACUAGCCAAUGUUCUGCAAGUGACAGCAACAAGAAUAGCAACGGAAACGGUUUGGAGAAUGGAGCUAGUGCUGGACAACCCAAUGGUAAUGAAAGGGCACACCAUGAAUCCCCCAAAAGUUUCAUAAAACAGCGAGUUGAACGACUUUACGGGCCAGGGGCAUUGGCUCAAGGAUUUUAUAGCCCAAAAAAAUCCUGCCCCUCUUCGUCACAGUCUACAAUGCGAAUAGCUAAUCAAAAGUUCGAAAAUGAGUCUGUGCAGGAUUCUGAACUUGCUCUAAAAUUUAAGCAACUUUCCCCCAGCAAGGAUUAUGGAGAGUUCAGAAGAAAACUUCAGAACAAUUGCACGCAGUCUGGCACAGCUCGAUCGACCGAAUCGUCUGGUUCUUGUGGACAAAAUGUCGAUGUGGAAUUGCCCGUAUUUAGGCAUCUAAGUUACGAGUUUAGAGCUCAGUUGCCAACUGUGUCGCCCAAAAGAACAACUCCUCGCUCCAUCUCUGCUCUUAAGUUGCAGCCUGCAACUAAUGAAUCUCCAGACAUUUCUACACAGGUGGAUGUGGUGGAUCACGAACCCUUAAAACCAGUGCAAAUGAUUUCCGAGGAAUAUGAUAGCACAACCAAAAUUAUCCUUCCAACUUCCGGCAAGGACGGGAAUUACUUUCUUAAAAUACUCAAGGAUGAGCAAGCUCGCCUGUUAGCGCUGGCCGCCCUCGCAGACAAAUACUCGGAUGCUUUGGUUAAUAAUCCCGAUAUAUCAGAGGACACAUUCGGACUUCUCCGAUCUGCGUCUGGAAAGGCCCGUCUUUUAGUAUCACAGAAAAUGAAGCAGUUUGAGGGGCUUUGUCACAAUAACCUAAAUCGCUCGCCCGAGGACGAAUUUCCCACGACAGCGGACGACCUACAGGGCUUUUGGGACAUGGUUUAUUUACAAGUCACUCAUGUGGAUAAUAUAUUUUCCGAUAUUGAGCACCUAAAAGCUAAUGAUUGGAAGCGUAAUAUUGAUUUGCAAAAGGAGGAAACCUCAAUAAAAACGAUAAAAUCCGCAAAAACAGGAGCUUUAAAAGCAAAAACUGCUGGAACGAGUAUUACUCAACCCGGAUCAAAAUUGGCACCAGCGAACUCGGCAGCAGCAUUAAAGCGCGAGGCUCAAAGAAAGCAGCUGCUGGAAAUGAAACGUCAGCGCCGAGAGGCAAUGGCCGCGGCGGCCAAAUUAACUGAAACCGUUUCUGAUGGCGCAAUUGAACUUUCAGAUACAAUAGGUGAUAGUUCUCUAAACAUCAAGAACAUCAGCUAAAUAAUGCUCAUUGGGAAAAGAAAGCGUGCUCUCUAGAUGUAAAUGUAUGUUAUUUGAACUCGCAAGCAUAAACCACAGAUAAAUAACCUUAAAUUUAAAAAAAAAAGCUUAGAAAUUCUUAGUUGAAUUAAAUAUUAACUAGUCCCAAAUAAAAUGCACAUGGUGGAGCUUCAUAAUCUAACUUCAUGCUUUACAAAUUUAAAUGAGUCACAAAUUUUGAAGAACUCCGGCUGAAAAAUAUAUUGAUGCAUAGGAUAUUUGUCAUUAAUAUGUCAAAAUGUUCAUUAACGUUGCCUUAUCUGCGACAAAUUUACCGUUGCCAGUUAAAUAAUUAAAAAUUGGUGCACUCUAACUGGAAAUUUUUUUUAAUUUUUGUGAUCGAAUUUAUAAAAGACAUUUAUCCUUGUGUAAUAAUAUUUAAGGUUAACAAAAAAUUCAAAUCAAUAUUUUAAUAUCUUUUUAUACUCAUUUUUUUAAAUAACGAAUAUAAAUUUACAAGGAAAUAUACAAUUGUCUCAUGUAGUUACUGCAUUGAGGUGAAAAAUAAUAUUGUUGAAUCUACAUCGGAAAUGAACAAGUCAUACUCAUUAAAUGUGUAACGUUUUCUAAUAAAAUUUUAAUCACUUGA
Messenger RNA from Drosophila ananassae, 2641 nucleotides. It is a transcript of the gene vlc, whose product is annotated as disks large-associated protein 2. NCBI's taxonomy places the organism in Eukaryota, Metazoa, Arthropoda, Insecta, Diptera, Drosophilidae. Bases 169 to 2013 code for a protein of 614 amino acids. The record is from RefSeq and is a predicted model, not a curated record. The transcript is spliced from 6 exons. Gene Ontology annotation, cellular component: postsynaptic specialization; glutamatergic synapse. Gene Ontology annotation, molecular function: molecular adaptor activity. Gene Ontology annotation, biological process: signaling.